CCCCAAGCUCAGUAGUCUACGAUUCGCUGAGCCGUCGACACGGUUUUAAUUGAACGGAAAGCGCGGAUCGAAUGCGAUAGAGUCGCAGUUCGGAUCACUUCCUUAUCACAAGCUAGCGACGUGACUUAAAUUCCAUUGACGUGUGAAUCACAACCGGUGGACUGAGAGAUCCGAGCUCUAGAACAAAGAACACUGCAAUGGGUGGAAUCAAGUACAACUGCCUGCUGGCUUUCAUAAUAGGAGCAUCAUUAUUGACAAUUGGCGAGGCAGAAUCCAGACGGGAUGUUAAUGCAGAGUUAAACAGGAUUCCGGCCUCGAAAUGGUUGCAGUUGGUCGACUCAGCUCUUGACUCAGUAAAAAGACAAAAGCGGCUGGAGGAUAACCUGUUAAAUUCCGACAUCACUGUCAAAAACGGAAGCCUUUCACAUGCCCAACUUCUGGAAACAUUACCAAAUCUGGCAUCAAAGGAGGAUAGCUUCCUAGCUCUGAAGAUCCUGAAAUCCAGCUUGUUUGUUUUCAACAGCGAGUGCCUUCCAAAUGAAAUCGAUGGGGAUGAGUGUCGCAGUUACCUGGAGCAAAAACCACUUCCGGAGGGCAGUACUUUAAGGACCGAGUGCGAGAACUUGCUCAAGGGAAACCGGGAAGGUCACCAUGCCUUUAGGAGGCUACUCGAGAGCAGCCAUUACAGGAACGGUUUUUAUGAGAUGUUUCCCAAUUCUGGUAGUCGGGAUGCUGUUCCGGCUGCUUGGUCCAUUAGUAAGGAGCUCUACGAGCCCGAUGACAAUCAGACCCUUAAUGAAGUAAUUGUCGAGAACAACUCGAAUUUGGGACUGGCACAGUGGGCUCAAUUCGUGGAGCACGAUCUUAGCAAGCCCGUGUCACAAUCAAUGGGCAGUGGAGCACCGAUCGAGUGCUGCAGCCGUGACCAGAUCAACCUUCAGCCGCGUCACCACCACCCGGCAUGUGCUCCCAUUCUGUACCAGCCCAGUGGGAAAUACGACGUGCCCAGCUGCCUCAAUUAUGUGAGAAGUGCUCUGGCCGUGGCCGAUUGCAAUUUCGGUGGCGCCGAGCAGCUCAACCAGGCCACGGGAUCCUUGGAUCUGUCGCAACUCUACGGCUUCACCUUGGCGGCAGAGAAAAAGUUGAGGGUCCUCGAGGGAGGACUAUUGAAGACAACGCCGCGUGGCGAGUACGACAAUGCCCUGCUGCCCAUGGCCACGGAUACGGAAGGACCCUCCUUCUGUGCUCGGGAUAAAAUCGGAGAUGGCACCUGUUUUGCUGCCGGAGACUCGCGGGUGAACAGCAAUCCCUUCUCCAUACUGAUCUACACGAUUUUCAUGCGCAACCACAACAAAUUGGCUGUCGAACUGCAUGAAAGGAAUCGCCGGUGGGGCGAUGAGAAGCUCUUCCAGGCAGCCAAGGCCAUAAAUGUGGCCAUAUACCGUCGAGUGGUCAUUGAGGAGUGGUUGCCGGCGGUGCUCGGCAAUCGAUUGGCCACUGAGAUUAAGAGAAGGCCAAAUAAGCACGCCCUGGAGGUCUCCAAUGAAUUCGCGGUGGCCGCCAUUCGAUUCUACUUCUCCAUGCUGCCCAACGAAUUGCAAAAUCUGACCAAGGAUAAUGUAGUCUACGGAUCUGAAGGCAAGGAUCUGCCGACAACAAACCUGUUCGAGCUGAAAGAAGAAAUCUACAAGCCAAAGCUGCAGUACACGUCCUCCAAAUUAAAUGAAAUUCUCGAAAGUUUACUCAAUCAGCAGGCCAUGGAUAUGGAUUCCACAUAUGCGGGUGGUGUCGUUUGGCACAAGAACACCAAGCCCACGCAUGCCGAUAUUCUGGCCUUCGACAUCCAAAGAGGCAGGGAUCACGGUCUGCUGCCAUAUCAUAAAUAUUUAGAGUCCUGUGUCCUGUCCAAACCCGUGACUAGUUGGAGGGACUUUGAGCAAUACAUUCCCAAAGAUGUUUUGGACAAGCUGAAGACCAUCUACUCCAGUUGGUCUGAUGUGGAUUUAAUUGUGGGUGGCAUUUCGGAGAGGCCUGUUCACGGAUCCGUUGGCCCCACCUUCAGCUGCAUAAUAGCCGAGCAAUUCGUACACGUUCUCAAGCAACACGAGCAAAAACAGGACCAGAAGCACGCCCAAUUGGUGGAUCAGUAUCGUCGAUUUAAUGGCACCAAACUCCUGUGUCUGAGCUCCGGCCUUUCAGCUGUUCCCCAGAAUAUCUUCCAGUUGCCAUCGGCCAGCAAUCAUAUGGUAUCUUGUGAAGAUGUCUAGAGGUUGACAAUACUCCAAAGCAAUUUUAGAUUAAGUUCCCAAACCAAAAAAAAAAACGAAUAAAUACCUCAACAAAC
Molecule: messenger RNA, 2344 nt
Organism: Drosophila takahashii
Lineage: Eukaryota; Metazoa; Arthropoda; Insecta; Diptera; Drosophilidae
Gene: Irc
Product: Immune-regulated catalase
Biological process (GO): response to oxidative stress
Molecular function (GO): peroxidase activity; heme binding
Source: RefSeq, a predicted model, not a curated record